AUGACAGAAGAGGCAAAAGCAAGUGAAAUAUCACCUGAAUUGACAGAAACAGAUAAGCUAUUGGAACAAAUCAUUGAAAUGUUUGAAGAAAGUGACAGUGAGGGUGGAGAAAAUUCACAACAGGUCAAGCUAAAUAAGGAGAAUGAAAGGAAAAAGGCAGAGGAAAUGAGAUAUCGGUCAAUGGAAAAGCUGGGAGAGACAUUGAAAAGGAAGGCGACUGACAAUGGUCAAGUUACUCCCAAGAGGAGAGGGUCAGGAACAGAAACCCUUGUUUACUUGAGGGACAAAGCUAAAAAGCAGUUUGAACUCAGCAAAGAAGAGGUGGAGGUGAAGAAGAAAUAAUUAUCUCAACAAAUGCAGAUGUUUCAAGCUAUGCAGCAACAACUGCAGCAACAGCAGCGACAACAAAUGCAAGGACAUAUUCAGCAGCAGCAGCUGCAAAAUCAAAUGCUGGUGGCACUAAUUGAGAGAAUUACUAAAUAAAUAAUUUGUAUACUUGGUAAAGAAAAUUGAGCACAUAUUUUCAUAAGU
Messenger RNA from Stylophora pistillata, 531 nucleotides. RefSeq lists its product as uncharacterized. NCBI's taxonomy places the organism in Eukaryota, Metazoa, Cnidaria, Anthozoa, Scleractinia, Pocilloporidae. The record is from RefSeq and is a predicted model, not a curated record.